CUGACCAGCCAACGGUUUUUAUUUUUUCUGUGUGUGUGUUUUUUUUUUUUACCGUUAGGCUGAAUCUGUACAAGGUUCCACGCGAACGUUCCAACGGUUAUUUGAAAAAACUUGUCACGAGCGCUUACGUUAGCCAACUUGUUUGUUUUUUUCAAACAGAGCAACAUUCUAAAACCAGCCGUUUUUUUUUUCCCUCGAACACAUUCAAAGAAACCCCGUAGAUUAUUCUAUUUAAAACAAACUGGUGGCUUUAAUAAAGAGGGCAGAGCACCCUAAGGCGUUGAAGAAGUGACACCCUCAGCCUUCGUGCAGCACGCUCACACCAAAGCCCUUAACGUCACCUGAACCAUCUCUAACAAGCAUUAAAAGGAAGAGCUUUAUUUUAUCCCUGUUAUUGUUGAAAAUGGCGGCGAUCGGAAUGGUGCAGAUGUUGAUCGAAGCAGCUGAGUACCUCGAGCGCAGGGAACGAGAAGCCGAACACGGCUAUGCCUCCAUGCCACCCUUCAUCAGCAGCCAAGAGAGGGAAAGCUUGAAAAGGAAAAGCAAAAGCAAGAAAAACACAAGUAGCAGGUCUACGCACAAUGAAAUGGAAAAGAACAGACGGGCACAUCUAAGGCUGUGUUUAGAGCGCCUAAAAUCCCUCGUUCCCUUAGGACCAGAUGCUAAUCGGCACACCACCCUCAGCCUGCUGAUGAAGGCCAGAGAUCAUAUCAAGAGGUUGGAGGAGAGCGAUAGGAGAGCUCAGCAUACUGUGGAGCAGCUACAGCGGGAGAGGAGACACCUGAGGAGGCGUCUGGAGCAGCUGGGGGUGGAGAGGACCCGCAUGGACAGUACCGGCUCGGCUGUGUCCGACAAGUCCGACUCUGACCAAGAGGAUCUGGAUGUGGAUGUGGAGGGGACGGACUACCUGCUGGGUGACCUGGAGUGGAGCACCAGCAGCGGGGGCGACUCAGGGGACGAGCGAGGCAGCCUGCGCAGCGGCUGCAGCGACGAGGGCUACUCCAGCGCCAGCCUGCUGCUGCUGCAGGACACUCAGGAGAGGGCCAAGCAGUUAGGCUGCAGCCUAUAGACGGCACUGGUCGCUGACCCCAAACUCCCGCUUUUACCCCCUCAACCAAUCCCAUACCAAGAUAGCCUCACCACUCCCUAGUCUCACUCAGACCUUACCAUCUCCCCUCCCUCCCCCUUCCCGUCUCCAUACAUACCAGGACUGACCAAGUCUGAGGCCUCUCGUCCAGCCGGGGCCUCUGCAGACUUUCUGUUCCCACAACGGCUUCCAUCCAGACUGCAACACCUCCAAGACAUCCGACAACAUCCGGCCCAUCAUCAGCGGCCAGUCAUUAGAGUGUCACCCACUCUCUGCUCUGCACCAAUCAAACGAGUGGGAUUUUAAAGACACUCCGUCUCUCCGUCCAUUCAUCAGAAAACACAACUUUCAGCCAGAGAAUGUUACCACACAAUAUCCCACUGCCUCUUUUUUCUAUGCCUCAAGAGCCAUGGGAAGCACUUAUGAGAUUUCACCCUAACUUCACACAUACUUAGACACACACACACACACACACAUAUACCCCCCUCCAUCGCGAGUCCUCCCAAAGGUGUGACACUGACAUGAUGUGGGGCCUUUUUUCUGCCCCGCCCACCAGGCAACCAUCCGUGCAUGGAAUUUUGCACUUACAAUUGCUUUUGUAAACAAAACAU
Molecule: messenger RNA, 1698 nt
Organism: Anoplopoma fimbria (sablefish)
Lineage: Eukaryota; Metazoa; Chordata; Actinopteri; Perciformes; Anoplopomatidae
Gene: mxd1
Product: MAX dimerization protein 1
Exons: 6
Coding region: 404-1069 (221 amino acids)
Biological process (GO): regulation of transcription by RNA polymerase II
Molecular function (GO): protein dimerization activity; RNA polymerase II cis-regulatory region sequence-specific DNA binding; DNA-binding transcription factor activity, RNA polymerase II-specific
Source: RefSeq, a predicted model, not a curated record